Molecule: messenger RNA, 1077 nt
Organism: Colletotrichum truncatum
Lineage: Eukaryota; Fungi; Ascomycota; Sordariomycetes; Glomerellales; Glomerellaceae
Source: RefSeq, a predicted model, not a curated record
AUGUCUGAUUCGAGAAACGCAGAAGACCACACCAGCCGACGUGAGGGCAAUGACGAUUUCGAUCGCAUUUCCAUUGAUGAUGAGUCUUUCGAAGAGACUCUAGCUCCAUCUUUGAUAUCUGUGCGAUCAAGCAUCCGUGAUUACCCAAAGGAGAAUGGACGCACAUAUCACAGGCUAAGCGAAGGAAAAUACAUUCUCCCCAACGACGCUGUGGAACAAGACCGAUUAUAUCUGCAACACCAAGUGUGGCUGUCAACAUGGCGCGACCAACUUUGCAUGAGCCCGAUGCAGGAAAACGCAAAGCGAGUGCUUGAUAUAGGAACGGGCACUGGUCUCUGGGCGAUAGAGUUUGCUAACAAUGCUGCAGCGGAUCUCCAUCCCGAAGCAACGGUUCGAUGGCCUACCGACUCUUCCCCUCUCCAACAAAGUACUAACAUGACAAAGGUCACAGGCAUUGACCUGAGUCCGAUCCAACCUGACUACGUCCCGCCAAAUUGCAUCUUUGAAAUCGAAGACGCAGAUAAAGAUUGGAGAUGGACUAUCCCGUUCGAUUUCAUCUUCGUGCGACACAUGAACUCAUGCUUCGAAAGUUGGGAAAAGUUGCUUGCUCAAGCGUUCGAGCAUCUUGAACCUGGAGGUUAUAUCGAGCUACAAGACAACGCCUUCCCCAUACAAUGCCCGGACGACAGCAUGCCGGAGCACAGCGCCAUUGCAAGGUGGUCUUCGUUACUAGUAGAAGGCACAAACAGGAUCGGCCGGCCCAUCGACACGCCGUCGAGGUUCAAGCAGCUUCUAGAAGAGGCCGGAUUUGAAGACGUUGUCGAGCACAAGAAGAUCUGGCCCGUCAGCCCUUGGCCGGCCAACAAGAGGUUGAGAGAGAUGGGAUGGUGGUCGCAGGCGGCAGCCAUAGCGGGCCUCGAAGUUUCCACGCUUGCGUUAUUCACACGCGUCCUGGGCUGGAGUAAGGAAGAGGUUCAAGAGUUCUGCGAAGAGGUGAAGGAAGAACUGCUGGACACAUCUGUUCACGCAUAUUUCAACGUAUAUUGUGUUUAUGGGAGAAAACCGUACUAUGCCUAG